AAUAUCUGGUAUCUUGGCAAUUAGGGUGACCGUGGUAUCUUUACUGUUUAAUCAAGUUAUGAUACAACUAUGGAAACCAUUACUAAGAAAGAAACAAAUGAAAAUGGUAAGAACAAUAAUAUGGAUUUCAUAUAAUAUUUGGAAGUUUAAUACUUCAGUAUAACUGCUUACGUUUAUACUAACGUAAGUGAGUUAGUGACUAAGUGGAACUAAAAAAAAAUUUCAAAUAUUUUUUUAAUCCGAUAGCCGAUAGUCAAUUGAAUUCAUUGCCAAUUGAAUUGAGCCAAUUCAGUUUAUUCAGAUUCAUAUUUAAGUGAGUACUAGUACUGGCAGUCUAGACUUGGUUACUAAGUCACAAGUGACUCACUUAGGGUAGCUUACUUAGACGACUUAGUAAGUUAGUAACUUAGUAAGUGUACUAGCUAAGACUAGUAAGACUAACUUAGUCUCAGAAAAUAUAAGUCAGCAGUAUAACAUUUGCAUCCUUUCAUAAAAAUCAUAUGAAUAUGAACGAAACAUGUCAGCGUCUAACCCCCCCCCCCCUAAACUCUCCCAGCUCCCCCAUGGACCUUGGUCAAUUCUGCAUGUAUUGGUUUGCAGUGUUUCUUUCAAUAUAUAGCCUAGGGACCGUGUUUGUGCAGGGGAGGGGGUUAUUCAGAUAUUGGGUGGGAGGGGACAAGGGGGUUAUUCAGAUAUUGGGUGGGAGGGGGCAAUAUUCCCCCAGGAGUCCCUUUAUUCUUUUUAAGGAGGGGGCAAAAUUUUAAGCUAACUGCAGUUUUUAUCAUGGAGUUGGUGGCAGAUAUUAGGGGUGUGCCGGAGUCCGGUCCGGAAUCCGGUUCCGCCGGAUUUUGCACUAUCCGGUGAAAUCCGGUUCCGCCGGAUUUACAUGUAUCCGGAACAACCGGAUUCCGGAAUCCGGAAUAUACCGGAUUUCGGAAUUUGCCAGAUUUUGUGACUCACCGGAUCAUAAUCUGAAAUAAAAGUAAUUCUCUUUCCCGAAUUCCACACGAUCACGAUACAUUAAUCGAUUGUUUUGAGCGUUGAGCUUGUUUAAUGUUUAAUAUUCAGUACAUACCAGAGGCUAGAGUCAGCACCGCUAAUAGUGGCCAAUAGUGUAGGGACUUUGAUAAGAAAAUUUAAACUUUUUGUAAAAAUAAACCAAUGGCAUAGUUGAAAAGAUGUAAUUUUUUAAAGAAUUAUAACACCAAAAUCAUAUUUUUAGCUGUUGUAGUUUUAAAGUUAUGAAUUUUUAAAGUACGACUUGGUUUGUCAUUUUUUAACAUGGACUGCAUCUCCACAUUCUGUGAUCUCAUUCCGCCAAUCCCGUCAUGCGCAAUGACUAUAUAGUUUAUAUAAGGCAACGCAUUCCCUGCCUUAUCACUAAAAUACUGUUUAGACUUAGUUUAAACUUUCAACUUUGGCACAUGAAUAAUUAAUUAAAGCUUUCCCUGACCAAUGGUUUAAUAGUUUUUGCACACGGCAAACUCUUAUGAAUGAAACUCUGAGGUAGUACUACGAUACAGUUAUGCAAGUGGCUGUGAAUGGUUGCCAAUGACAACGUGUUGCACACGGUAAAUUCUGAUCAUUUAUAAUAUGGAUUCUACCGGGUUGUUAAAGCUCAAAUUAAAACAUUCCAGUUUAAAUGUCUUUAAAUGCAUUCUGAAACACAAGUUAUCAAUUAUUUUGAUGUAAAUAGUGAUAAUAUAUUAAUAUUUCCUAAGUAUCGUCAACUUCCGCCAUUAAAAAGGGGGGCGUGGCCAACCCCAUGGCGAAAUUAGGUUGAGCGAGCUGCAUGACCUGCUGCGAACGCGUAGAAACAUGGCGUCUCUCGUAAGACACAUAUCUAAAUGGAACGGAACUCAAAUAUAUAUCGAAAGUACUAAUUUAAUAAUAAAUAGACACACACAUCGGAAAAUUAAAAACUCGGAUUUUUUGGCGCCGAUUGCGAAUUCCCAUACACAAAAAGUAGUAGUCCACCUUGACUUACCGAAGUAUCUACCAAUAGUACCAAAAUCCGGGAGAAACCCGAAUCCGGAUUAUUCCGGAAUCCGGAUCUGGCGGAUUUCGCAUAAGAAAAUCCGGAUCCGGAUCCGGUUGGAAAAAACGGAUCCGGCACACCCCUAGCAGAUAUCUGCACUAACCCUAGAUAUGACUUUGACCAGUACAUCUAUCAGCGCCACAUUUGGGCAUAUCUAUGACCAGGGCCGGCUGUAACUCCAUCCCCCAGCUUAACAUAAAAUAAAUUAAUUCUCUAAUUUGGCAUUAUUUAUUGCAGUGGCUCUUAACUUUUUUUUUUCUCUUCUGUACCCCUUGAUCAUAUGACAACUCUUAAAAAAACCUUUCUGUAAUAUCUAUAUAAUUUUUUGCAUACCCUCAAGUGGUCCCCCAGAGGUGCAAUUAACAGACAUUUGGAUCCACUGCUUUAGGGUAUACUUUUGGUUCAAGCUAAGUGUUGGAUCUUAAAAUGUGCAUUUUGAUUGGGGAAGUAGGACAGAAAUCGAGGGGGCUGAUGGCCCCAAGUGAGCGUGGGGAGUGGUCUGGUGAGGGUUAAUCAUUCAAGUAGGCACUUCGGUAAAGCAAGGUAGACUCCAACAUUUGUUUGUGAAAUUGUAAAAGACUAUUUUGUUAUAAAAUUUUAUUAACCUUCCGCACAGUAACUGUAGCUCACAUCUUGGCCUACAUUCCUAUCAAUUUAUUUUGCUUUUACAAGGACCCAACUAUUAGAAAAAUCAUAGGUCAAAAUAGGGCAUCUUUCCAUGUUAAGAUUUAGUCAAAACUGAAAAUAUAACCCUUUAAUUUUUUCUAUAUAUAUUCAGUUUACAUUGAUGUACAUUAUUGCCAAUUUUCAAAGGGAAAUGUAUUUUAUGUGAGAGGCUAUGAUUUUUAUUAGUAAGCUGGUGUCAUUUAUGGUCCAUGUAGGGCACUUUCCCAUGUUUUGUUUUAAAAUUCGAGAUUGAAAAUGUACUUGUUUCAUUUUUUUCUAAAUCUAAUCAGAAUCAUUUGAUGUACAUUAGUGCCAAUUUUCAAAGCAAUAUGUAUUUAAUGAGAUGAGCUAUGAUUUUUGUUAGUUUGUAGGAGGGUGCUUGGCUCAACUAUGAUCGGCCUCAACUGUCGCCCCUGCAUUAUGAUGGAAGUUGUUUGUUAUCGCCAUUUAAUAUAUUCUAUUUAUUAAAUUUGAGUUUAGUCUAUUAUAAUUAUAAUAAUUGAAGGUUUAAUCAUAUAUUUCCAACAUAGUUUUAACCGAUGAUAGCCAUAAUAGCAAGGUAUACUACAACUUAAGUUUUAUUGUACCAAAAUAAAAAUUUAUUGUUACAAUUUAUUUUCGAAAUGAAAGUUAUAGUAUAGGAUAAAUCUUGAAAACAAAAACUGUUAAAUGUUAUAAAUAAAACACAGAUUAUAGCAGAUUGAGGAGAACAGUCAAAUAGGGUCACAAAAUGUGGAGGUUCAGUCCAUAAUAAAAAAAAUUACAAACAUGCUCACACUUUAAAAAAAAAUCAUAGCUAUUAAACUACUAAAGCUAGAAAGUUGGUACUGGUUUCAUUAUUUGAAGUUUGCUCUAUACAACUGUAAUGUUUUAAUAAUUGUUUUGGGAACUUACCCAUUUUUUUUACAAUCAAUAAAGAUGUCAAUAGAAACUGACAUGGGUGUUAGGCGGCUUAGGUUUAAAUAAAAAAAGGCCUAGUCCUAUAUUAGUUUACAUUGGCAAAUUAAAUAUAGGGCUGGACACAGAAUGAUAGAUUGAGAUAAAUUAAAGAAAAUGCCAAAUUCAAAUAACUUGAAUUUGAUACAAAUUUUAUAUUCUUUUCAUUAUACUUUUGAAUGGAUGUGUCAUUUUUGCUUUCAGAAAUAAGAACACAUCACAUUGCUGCACUCGGAAUAGGAAUACUCUGUGUUGUCAUUGGGAUACCACUGUGGUGGAAAACAACUGAGGUGUACAGAGUUAGCUUACCUUACUCUGAUAUACAGCAUUUAUCUGAUACCAAGGUACAAAUGGAAUAUGAUUUAAAAGAAAAUCUUCCUCAAUCAAAUAAUUCUUUAAUUUUUUUUUAAAUUAUAAAACUUGUCAGUUUUACUUAUGUUUUCCUUAUGUUAAGUCUUGUUCAUCACCAAAACUAUUAUUUCUUUUGAUGGAAAAUUGCAAAUGUAAUCAUGUGAAACAAAUUACAAUUCUGACUCAAAAGAUUUCAGCAUGAUAUAGGAUACUAUAAAUAACAGACAGAUAAUAUAUUAUGGGUUCAGUUAGAAACUGAAUAUUAUUUCCUGCUACAAAUUAAGUAAAUUAAAAAUAUUUUAUUGAGAAAUCUAAACUCUUUGGAUAUUCUAAUGUGUUACCUCAUUUAUAUUGCCUUUUAAAUAACAUUUACAGCAGAUUUUUUACAAAAUGAAAGCAGUUCUUUCAGCUGCUCAUAAUUGUAUUAUUUUACUUAUGUUACUUAAGAUACUUUCCAAAAAAACCAAAACAUUUUCAGAUUGAAUACCUCAUAGAUGUCGAUGUGAUUUGGGCAACCGAUGUAAAGAAGGAUAGUUUGUUCCUUCCUGACUUAGCUCUAAAUCUUAACAGAUUGUUGGGUAAUAUAUUCAAUAAUUUACAGCUUUUUAUAUUUUCAACAAUUUACAGUUUAAUUAAGUAGUAUACUUUGUUUAGGUACAUUUUAAUAAUAUAGGCUUAUGUGGAUUACUUUUUCAAGAAAUUGUGAUCAGUUUAUGUCAUUAGUAAUAACAUUCAAUUAAAUUGGUUUUGUGAUUAUAAAACCUUAACCCUUUUAUUUCUUAUGGCUGAAAUCAUAUGACGCUUAAAGAAAAUGUAAAAUUUUUCAUUUACUUUUUAUCAGCUAUGAUUCAUAAAUACAAAACAGUGUUGGCUGAGAAGUUUAAAAAAAUCUCCUGAGUGAUUCUGAAUCGAAAUAUGCAGGUUGACAUUGCAUUUUUUUGUAGCUAGUAACACUUGAAUUUCUACUGAUUCCGCAGAGGUGAAGCAGCAUCAAGGAUCUACACUUUUUUCAAUUUUUCGAGUUGCGGUUAGAGAAGCAGAAAAAUCAGAACUCCUGGCAAUAAAAAAAUCUUCAAAUGGUAUGACUUUUAGAACAAAGCUUACUUAAAUUUUUUUUUCUCCAAUUUUACAAUAAGUGUUGAAAAAAGAAGUGAUACAAAUAAAACAUCGGUAUUUUAAUGUUUAAUUGAAAGACGGGUCCUUUUUAUCUUAAUCUAACACUGUUAUACUUAUUGUUCAGAAAUAACUGAUAACGCGACUAAAAUUAUAAAUCUGUAAGUUCAAAUAGUUGCUAUGUGCUCAGUGUUAAACAUCCCUAUAGAUAAGUUUUAAAAUUUUCGUUGUUGAAUUGAUUAGUUGCUGAGCUGAGCGGUGUGCUUGCCUCUGAUAAUGUGAACAAGUACAACAUCAUCAUUACCCAGGAAUCAAGCAUUAUCUCACAGCCAGUUGUUGCUUCAAACAAUAAUGUCUUCUUGCCAUAUAAUAAUGCUGGUAAGGAAACAUUUAAAUAAUAUUAAAACUGAAUAAAUAAUUUCUAUGAUUUCUUGCCAUAUAAUAAUGCACGUAAGGAAACAUUUAAAUAAUAAUAAAACUGGCAAAAAAAUUUCUAGGAAUUCUUCUAAAGCACACAAAUAAGUGUUGUUUUUUAAAAAAAUUAAUUGUGGACAAUGCAAUUCUUAAUCACUGUUUAAUUAAUCUAUUACAAGUUCAACCUCUUUUUUGGGGGGGCAUAAACCCGAUGUAAAGGCCAACUAUUUGUUUGAAAAUAUUCUUUGCAUUUCUAGAUACCAGUGGACUGUCAGCUCAAAUCAAGCACUUGCUCAUGGACAUUAUCAGAGAGUCAGCUGUCUUCAAGAGUUUGGAGGCUGCCCAAGGUCUUAGGGCUCAAAGAGUAUGUCAUUAAAAAAAGUGUUCUAAAAAUGAAAUUAAAAUUAGAGACUUCAGUUAAUUUCUUGAAAGACAAUACAAUUUCUUAACAAAUUUUAAUGAUUUACACCAAAAGUUAAAAUUAUACAAGUCUAAAAUGUCUUUUUAACUUUGCUUUUGGUUCAUUAUUUUCCAACUUGCUGUGUACAUGAAAUUGAUUGUAUAUUUUUCAACUCACACAGCCUGAUAAAGACACCAUGAGAUCUUUCAGAUUCCACCCAGGUUUUGAUAUCACAUUCACACUACUUGUCCCAGAGCCGGAUCAUGUCAGUGUAACAUGGAACAUUGAACACGGGUUGAAAGGUAAGCCAUCCUGGUUCUAAAGAAUUAUCCGUUUUAUAUCAAUAAAGAUGCUUCAUCAUGCUGCUUCACUGGCAGGUGGGGGUAUACUUGGCGAUCUGCCGAAAGGUGUGAGGCCCGCUGAAGAUUAAUGUUGUGGACUUAAGCGUGUCCUUUAAAUCAUCAUCUUUGUCUUUCUCUGGCCCUGAAACUAGAGUGUCUACUGGUGUUGGAUUGAAAUAUAGGUUUUGAUUGACAGGCAUUCUGACCAGAUUGCAAGAGACAAUUAAUUUGCUGUUGUUUAAGUAAAGAAUGUAAAUUUAUUGCUAUAAAUAUUUUAUAUAAAAAAAAAUAUUUAUUAAUUUAAGUGUUCUCUCUCCAUUUUAUUCUUUCAAAUCUUUAAACCAAUAAUGUCUGAGUAUAAAUGACUGUGUUUUAACAAUAUGCUUAUUCAAAAUAAGUUCAGAGAAAUGUUCAAGUACAAAGACCAACAGUAGACUUGUUUUUAUGUCACUGGAACAAUAUGAUUACCAAAGAUUAUAAAACAGAAAGGUGUUGAGCAGCAUUGGUUUUAGUGUCUGCUCUGAUCAUGGACAGCUUUGGCAAAACUAAGUUUGUAAAACUAAGCACGCAGUUAAUUAGAGCUGAGGGGAAAAAAGGAUUAUCUCCAUGAUGCCACAUUGUCUUUAAAAAAAAUCAUUUUACCUUCUCAGCUUACCUUGAGCCACUGCUGGAUUCACUGAAGGGCUACACAAAGUUUUCUGUAGCUUCACAGGUAAGUGAACAGAAAUGAAAAGCCAUAAAUAUUAAUUACCAGUAAAUUUCAUAUUUUCACCUUUAUAAGCCUCACAAAUUCUAUUAACUACUUAAAUGAUUUUUCCAGUUUCCCAUAAAAUUGAAUUAAAAUUAGCAGAUCUUGAGUUGAAAAAACCCCCCAAUUAUUACAGUGUGACUUGAAUGGGCUAAAUAAUCAUCACAUAAUCAUCAACUACUGAAGUUAGUAAAUGAAUAUAUGAAAAUGUAAUUUACAUUUCCUGGAAAUUACAUGGUAAUUUUAUCACUGCUUUCCAGAUUCUGUAUUUCAUUAGCCUGGGAGGCAAGCCAAAGAAGGGAGACAACUUUUACUACUAUUCUGAACAGGAUUUACCUCAUGUUAUCAAUCCUUUGGAAUCCAAACUUGGUAAUUGUUACUUACAACUCAGGAGGGGUGUAAAUGAUUUUAAACAAAAUGAAUGGCAAUUAAACAAAAAUUACACUUAAAAAAAUAAUAAUUUUUUUAAUACUUAAAAUGAAGCUUAAUAACAUUGGUUAUUGUGGCUAAGCUUUUAAAUUUGUUUCCGUCUAAAUUUUUCCAUCUCCAGCUAAUUAAGGAAAAUAUUUCUCUCAAAAGUUUUAAAUAUUUUGAAUUAAAAUGAUUAAAUGAAAAUAGUGUAGAGGGAGGAAUUUUUAAUCUCUUGGUUCUAUCUUUUUGUAGCACUCAGCAUAGUAUAAAAGUCAAGACAUUUUUUCCAUCCUGUCUGAUGAAAGCGUAAAAUAAGAAAAGCAUAUUGCCAGUGUUGGUUAUAAUUUUCACUAAUUUUGGGAAGAAAAAGAGUUAUUUCAAUAACUUGUUCUGAAAUCUAAAAAGCAAACCAGGAUCUUUUACAUUACAGGUUCUCAUGCCUCCAACAAUCCAGGCCUCAAUUAUGUGGUAGGUGUCCCCCUCAAGUCAAGGAGUCCACUGUACAUCCUCAACAACAAAGGUAGCAAACCUGAAUCUCAUUUUGUGUGGUAGUGUUACCUUUUUAUAAAAUUUAAUUUAAAAAGAAUUUUAAAAUAAAAUUUUUUAAAAACCUUAUUAUCAAUUGUUAACUUUUAGAAAGCAAGAUUUAACUGAAUGUAUCAAAAGUUUGCCAAAUAAAGAAAAUAAUUAGGUCAAGAUAAUGGUCCAAACUUGAUUAGCUUGAGAGAGCAAAAUCACACUGUAUCGAGGCUCAAAGUGUAACAUUACAACCAGUAUAAAGCAAGAACUAAGUAAUAUAUAAACAUCUUAGUAUAUAGCAAGAACUAAGAAAUAUAAUAUUUUGCAUCUGGUAUUUAGCAAGAACCAUUACCAUAUAUGUUUAUGUACUUUUGUACCUAAUGCAGGUGAACGUGUACCCAGCAAUUCCUUCAUUAGUCCACGCUGGGGUGGUAUCCUGAUCUACAACAUUGAAGGUGAGGGUGCCAAUGUCUCCACACCACAGACUGGCCCGAUCAGCUUAGACAUGCAUAAGAUCAUGGAGGUCUUUGUCACACAGACAAGACUUUUGUUGAACAUACAUCAUCAGGUAAUGCAGCUUUCAUAGCACGAUUGUCAGUCAUUAAUGGGAAAAAAUACUUUAUUAUCUAAACAUAUGGAAGGAGUAAAUAAGCGUAAAUAAUUAUGUGUUUCAGUGAUGCAGAAAAAAAAAGUAUUGAAGAUUAACUGAAUUAUCUUUAAAAAUCCUUUUUGGCUGCUUACGUAGAGUUAUCAGCCUUUUACUUAAAAAUGUAUGAGCAUGAGAGAGAACAGAACUAAGCAGAUUGAAAUAAUAAUUAUUUCUAGAAAAACUAAUAUUGAAAAGAGCAAUUUGUGUGCGCUGCUUGCUAUUGGUAAUUACAUUUUGAAGACACUUUGAUGCCACAUACUUAUUUGGUAGUUUAGUCCAUAUGCACUCAGUAAGCUAAUAUCAGUCAAGUCCUUGGACACUCGGUAAACAUAUACCAGUACAGCCCUUGGGAACUCUGUAAAAAAAAUAUCAGUACAACCCUCGGGCUCUUGGUAAACAAGUAUCAGCACAGAUUUGGCAAACAGAUUAUAUUCUCUGGGAGUUCACUGUAUUAGAAAAAAAGUGAUAUCCCUCUAACAUAAGUUGACUGUCCACAGUGGAUGACAAAAGAAAUCGAAGUCUUGCCUACUGGCAGCUCGCGGCUACACCAGUGGGAAAUCGCCGGCUGGCUGAGGUGUCGCUGCGUCGAGAACUUGGUUACGGCAACAACGACGCUGCAGUCCCUGGCCCAGCUGUUGGAGGAGAUCAAAAACAUAGUCAUCAAUGAUGAAAUUGGCAAAGAGGUAAAUAAUGGAUUGGGUUUUGAUUUUUUUUUUAAAGUUCCGCGAUCUCACGUUUCUGAGAAAUGGAAAACAGGUCAGCAGGAGGCCAAAAGUCUUAAAUGACCUAGCUCUAGAUCCUCUGCAUUUUUGUAAUAGGAUUGUGUUGCAGAAUGUGUGGAAGAAGUUGGACCCUCAUUUUACAAAAAUUGCGCUGUUUUAAUGGUACUGAGUUAUGCAGGGCUGCUCCUCUCUAUGAGUUGGUGUUUGGGAUUCCCAGUGGUUAGGUCAUACACACAUCAAUACUGAUGUUAUAUAGGUAUAUAGAUGAUCAAAAUCAACUCCGGGUAUGUAAAACUGCCAGUGAUCUUGUCUUACUGCUAACUCUGUUCCUGUCCAUCUCUGCAGCAUGGAAACAAAAGCCAACAAGACAAACAAUGUUUCCAAAUUUGACUUUUUUUAAAUCUUGGUUUGUUGAGUUGCCUUUCCUACCCCCAUUAGUUUCAAUGAUAAAAUUUGGUCAUGAACUUUCUGAAUAUAUUAUCAAGCUCAUGGAACUUAUAAUCUCUCUAACUUCUCUCUCCCCCCCCUCGUUUGAGGGCACCCACCUUUACUACGUUCCCACCCUGUAACGUGCUGAUAUAUCAGAUGUCCCCAACUAAUUGAACAUUGUUACCCGCUUGUACCUUGAUCAUUUACACACCGCUCACCACCCUGGUCGCUGCCCCCCCCCCGGUGAUCUUUUAAAACCACCCUCUUUAAGUGGGUGAGAUACUUUGUUUUUUUUCCAUUGUCGUUGUGCGCAAUCCCUCAAGUUGUGAAAUGGGAAGUGACAUGUUUUUACUACAUUGGCAGGUGGAGUCAGCUGUUGCCUCAAUCAAGGAAAGCAAACUCUUGCUCAGAAAUGGGAAACUGGAGGAAGCUUUUCUUGCUUCCAAGGCUGCAGUGGACGCCUCAGAGCUGGCUUUCUUCCACCCGUCGUUGCUGGAGCUCUUGUACUUUCCUGAGGACCAAAAGUAAGUUUUAAAUCGGUGAUAAUUUUUUGCACUAUCACUCCUUAUUUUAUGUUUUUAACAGAGUUGUAUCAACCAAAGCCUUUUGCCUAGACCUUCUGCGGCCACUGCUUUAUCAAAAAGUGCAUUUUUUAAAUUGAUAUUUACCAGGCGCUGUAAAAGCUACAUUAUCUUGACUAAAAGCAAUGAACAAGAAAUUGUACACAAACUCUUCAUUACUUCCUACAUACCGUUUGUGACAAUUAGUCUCACACAGAAAUACUUUUCAUCACUUGUCUUGUCAUACUCAUAUAUUUUCUUACUCAGUUAAUCACUUUACAAUAGUUAACCACACAGUCUACACCUGUGUCUUCUUGUUGUUGUUGUUGUUGUUGAUUGUUUCACUUUGCCAUAAAUAUGUCAUAUUUUUUUUUUAAAUCUUCUUUUCAUGCAAUUCUGACUCAUAAAUAGUUUGCUAUUGUAAUGUUAAAUUUUCUUGGGCCUAAGCAUAUAGUAGCUAUUGUAAUGUUAAGUUUUCUUGGGCUUAAGCAUAUAGUAGCUAUUGUAAUGUUAAGUUUUCUUGGGCCUAAGCAUAUAGUAGCUAUUGUAAUGUUAAGUUUUCUUGGGCCUAAGCAUAUAGUAUGCUAUUGUAAUGUUAAGUUGCUUGGGCCUAAGCAUAUAUUUUGCUAUUGUAAUGAUAAGUUUUCUUGGGCCUAAGCAUAUAUUAUGCUAUUGUAAUGUUAAGUUUUCUUGGGCCUAAGCAUAUAGUAGCUAUUGUAAUGUUACGUUUUCUUGGGCCUAAGCAUAUAGUAGCUAUUGUAAUGUUAAGUUUUCUUGGGCCUAAGCAUAUAGUAUGCUAUUGUAAUGUUAAGUUGCUUGGGCCUAAGCAUAUAUUUUGCUAUUGUAAUGAUAAGUUUUCUUAGGCCUAAGCGUAAUUGCAAGCUAAAUGAAUAUCUUUGCUUCUGACUACCUUUUUUAUCUGAAAAAUAAAUAGGAUAUGCCAGUUGCAUUUACUAAUAGAUAUUGACGUUAAAUUUUCUCAUACUGUUAUUCAAAGGUCAACCACUAUUUUAUAUGAUAAUUAAGAAUGUUUUUUGUUUUUGUUUUUAAAGAAAAGGUCCACAGAAGGUGCCAAUUUACUUUUUAGAAACCCUACUUCUCAUUACUUUAUACAGCUGUAAUGACAUGUCUUCAUGUGUGUGAACAUCUCUCUUCCUAGGUUCGCCAUCUACAUUCCACUGUUUCUGCCAAUCAGCCUGCCAGUAUUAACAUCCAUGUUCAAUGCUAUCAAAUGGUUCAGGCAACGCAGGAAGGUCAAAGUUGAAUAAACUUUUUCUUUUGUUUUUAUGAUAUAUUUAUAAUUGUUAUAGUAUUUUUUUAUUUUUUUUUACAUCUCAAAGUUGUACAUUUUUUUGUGAGUUUUAGUUUGCUUUACUUGCUAAAGAAAUCAGCCCACCAAGUUGUUGUUGCCAGUUGUGCUUGAUGCCUGUCCUACUUCUCAUUCAGUGUGAUCUGUUAAUGUUUGAGCUUCAAUGUACAGGACUGACAAGAAAUAUAUGCAUUGUGUAAUAUGAUCAAAACUUUCCCAACCUGAGAACGUGCUCUGCUGUUGUAUCAAAGUGAUGAGGCUGAUGUUGUAUGACUUACAGAAGUUAAAAUAAUUUGAUAUGAGCAAUUAGCGUGUGCUCUUGUCUUCUUAUAACAUGCAUUUCUUUUACUGUCAUGGUAGUUUAAAAAAGAAAUUCCGAUUCAUAAUUUAAUAAAAAAAUGAUUUUUUUCAGUGCAAGUUAGUUUUAACAAUUUUGUGUUGUUUCCCUUUGAUUUGUAUUCCAAUAUGCCACUUAGAUUUGUUCAUUGUCUCUAGCUAAAUGAAAAUGUAUUUUCACAUUGUCUCCACCUCCACCCACUGCCCCAAAUUAAUGUUUUAUUUGGUUUGGAAGUGUUAGGUUAUGUUUAUUGUCCACCUCCACCCACUGCCCCAAAUUAAUGUUUUAUUUGGUUUGGAAGUGUUAGGUUAUGUUUAUUGUCCACCUGCACCCACUGCCCCAAAUUAAUGUUUUAUUUGGUUUGGAAGUGUUAGGUUAUGUUUAUUGUCCACCUGCACCCACUGCCCCAAAUUAAUGUUUUAUUUGGUUUGGAAGUGUUAGGUUAUGUUUAUUGAUGAUCAGUUGGGAAAAAAAUAAAAAUUCCAAUUAAAACCAAACACUGGAGGUAUGUUUUUAACUGUGAAGUUUGUAUUUUGAUUUGAGUGAACAUGCAUUACAAACAAAGUGCAAACAACAGCGUCAAUGUAGACAUUGUAGGUUCAUUUUCAGAAAUAAACAUCAACCAACAACACCCCCCCCCCCCAAAACCCAACCCUCCCGCACACAUUUCUAUUAUAUCUAUGAUGAUCGAGGAUCAUCCUCUCAAUGCCAGUCAGCCAGUCAGUGUUGCAAGCUGAGAGCACAGUUUCUCUAUACCGAUGGCUGAAGCUUAUCAAAUCCUAUUUACUGAUUCCUAUUUACUUACGCUUGACCAAGGAAACAGGGGAUGCUUUGUUGAUUAUCAAUGAUGUCUCCAUUGAACAUGAACCAAGUGCUGAGAUUUAUAACACUUAAUUAAUCGAAGUUGUCUCCAGAC
Messenger RNA from Lymnaea stagnalis (great pond snail), 12859 nucleotides. Lineage: Eukaryota; Metazoa; Mollusca; Gastropoda; Lymnaeidae. The record is from the annotation of a GenBank genome assembly.